Molecule: messenger RNA, 2536 nt
Organism: Pseudoliparis swirei
Lineage: Eukaryota; Metazoa; Chordata; Actinopteri; Perciformes; Liparidae
Product: cytosolic sulfotransferase 3-like
Exons: 8
Coding region: 918-1883 (321 amino acids)
Biological process (GO): sulfation
Cellular component (GO): cytoplasm
Molecular function (GO): sulfotransferase activity
Source: RefSeq, a predicted model, not a curated record
CGGCCCGUGGGCCUUGUGUUUGACACCUGUGAGUUAGGGUGUUUUAAAACAAUUAAACAUGGAUUUGUUCUAGCUUCGCUGCGUCACUUGACCCCCCGGUCAUCAGAGCCGUGUUUGUCCUCGUGUGAGAGCUGUGUGGGCAGAAGUAAAAGGAUCAGUCUCUAGUUUUAGUUUUUUCUUCCAAUUAGGACGUAACUAUUUGACGAUUUGACCCCGGCCUUCGACCGCGUGACCUUUGUGUCGAGCUCCGCCCUUCAACGUAAAUUGUAAAAUCGUGUGUCCGUCAAAAUUCUUUUUUUAAACUAAUCAACCUCAGGAAAUCACGAAGGACCUACCCACCUGACAGCAGUUUUUCGUUAUCAAAUCGUUUUUAUAUGUUUUUUUCUCAUGAAGCUUGAUCUGUAGUACGAAGUCAUUUCUCACUCACAUUCGAUGACAGUGACAGAAAAUUCUUCUGCCCAAAAAACGGUAUGACACAAUUUGGUUCUCGACCUUUUAGUGACAUGAGUCUACUAUUUUAUCCACUACUUUUGUGAACCUAAGACUAAGAAUUUUAAUAAAUUCAACGUUUAAGCUUUAGGGCCAAAUUACCUCUUUCCAGUGUGCCUAAAGACAAUGGGGCCUCGUUAUAUAGAGAGCUGAGAUUGUUCCGCAUGUUUUGAUUCAUAACACAUGGGUGCGUAUCAAAUACAAGAAGCUUUUAAAGGGUGGAUUUCAGGGAAUUGUGUAAAAUGGAGAAGAAGCCUUCGACCCCAGAGGGCAAACCGUGUGUCCGGAGCUGACCAAUCAUUUAUCAUGACAGUUAAUAAUAGUUAAAGAUUUACUAUCAUCACAAAUAAAAAAACACACUGGGAGAAGAGAUAACUACAACCACAGCUGACAGAAGACAGCGUCAGUCAAUCAGUCAACUUGACAAGAUGGAGGCAGUUGCUCGACCAGAACUUUUCGAUUUCCAUGGCGUCUGCAUGACACACUUUUUUACAGACAAUUGGGAGGAUAUUCAAAAUUUUGAAGCCAGGCCAGAUGAUAUACUUAUUGUAUCGUACCCCAAAGCCGGAAGCACCUGGGUCUCCUACAUCCUUGACCUGCUGUAUUUCGGUCAGACACAUCCAGAGCGCGAGACAUCCAUCCCUCUUUCUGUGAGGGUGGUCCUCUUGGAGAUUGAAUUCCCUUGGCUGUUCCCAGUGUUUCCCACACAGUGUGAUUCAUCAACAUGUGAACUCUCGCCAUGUCCUCCAGGAUCAAAGUCGACUCCACGCAUCAUCAAAGGCACGAAAAUGAUCAACCAUCUCACCGUCUCUCCUCGAAUCAUCAAGACUCAUCUUCCAGUCCAGUUUCUGCCAAAGUCCUUCUUCGAACAAAAGUGCAAGAUCGUCUCCGUGGCCCGCAAUGCAAAGGACAGCGUCGUGUCCUAUUUCCAUUUCGAACACAUGAUGCCGUUCUACCCGGAGCCGGGAGAGUGGGGCAGCUACCUCCAGAGAUUCAUGGACGCAAAGAUGAAUUUCGGGUCCUGGUACGACCACGUGAAGGGCUGGUGGGAGAAGAAACAGACGCAUCCCAACAUCCAUUACGUAUUCUACGAAGACCUGGCGGAGGAUUGUGGACGGGAAAUAGAAAAGCUGUGCUGCUUCCUUGGUUUGUCCCCUUCGCCCGAGGAGACGGAAAGGAUUGCCCAGAAAGUGCAUUUUGACGAGAUGAAGAAGAACAACAUGGUCAACCUUGUAAUGUUCCUUGAGACAGACACGAAUAAGACUUCCUUCAUCAGGAAAGGAAAGGUCGGUGACUGGAAGAAUCACUUCACCGUGGCCCAGAGCGAGACGUUUGAUGAGCACUACAAGCAGAAGAUGAAGAAUUGUCCACUGGAGUUUCAUACUGAGGUCUAGAGGCGUGGCGGUGGAUAGAGACACGGCGGGUUCAAAGGGUCCCGAUGGUCACCAAGAGGUAUCCAUGUGAAUCUUCCCCAUGUAAUUACUUACAUUGUGACAAUUCUUCUUAGAUUUUUUUACUUUUGGUAAAUUCAGGAGAAAUCUAGAGAUGCAAAUAGACAAAGUAGUAAAAUAAACACUUAAAUGUGUAUUUUUUAAGGUUUUUUUCUCGGCGCGUCUGAAAAAAAAGCAAACGAUUCUACAUGGAUCAGUGCAUGACUUGAAAAAAAUAAUAAUCUCUGUUACUGAUUUACCAUGCGGAUAAAUAAACCGUCCAUGUUUGACCUUCACCCUGCAGCAGGAAGUAUGUUCAGGGUUUGUUCUCAGUCAUCUGCUGAGGGGGAAAGGCUCUUCUUGCACACAUGAGAUCUGAGUUUGGAGACUUCCUGUAUGAUUUUGAGACAUCACAACUCGUUUAGAGCCAAAUGGAAAAUAUCUCAUGUUACAACGACAUGUUUCUCAUGUUAGACUGAACAGGGGCGAUGUUUCAGGAUCACCUGAUUCUAGUUCAUUAAUAGACUAAAUGUGUUUUCUGUUGGCUUCUAAUACCUUUGUCAGCAUUUAAUUCCCUCCCCAAAACAAAAAAUAAUUAAAGAAAUUCCACAAACUGA